Alligator sinensis (Chinese alligator) is the source of this 4266-nucleotide messenger RNA. It is a transcript of the gene ELK3, whose product is annotated as ELK3, ETS transcription factor. Gene Ontology annotation, biological process: cell differentiation; regulation of transcription by RNA polymerase II. Gene Ontology annotation, molecular function: sequence-specific DNA binding; DNA-binding transcription factor activity, RNA polymerase II-specific. The transcript is spliced from 5 exons. The coding region runs from base 478 to 1701 and encodes 407 amino acids. Lineage: Eukaryota; Metazoa; Chordata; Crocodylia; Alligatoridae. Gene Ontology annotation, cellular component: nucleus. The record is from RefSeq and is a predicted model, not a curated record.
GAGGUCAGAGGGACCUGCUGGAGCUGUGUGUGUGUGUGUGUGUGUGCGCCCACAGAGUUACCGUUACCAUUUUACUAUGUGUGUGUCUUAUAUUACAGCAAUGCUGCACAUCAGUGGCCAGAGAGAGGGGAGAGGGGAGGAAAAGCCUGUUUACACAGACUGCAAACCGCCUGGGGAAUAAUGCAGGAAAGGAAGUGAGCCGGCUCUCUGUCUGACUGCUCCAACUUCCUGCUCUCGCUCUCUCUCUCUCUCUCUCUCUCUCUCUCUCUCUCUCUCACACACACACACACACACACACACACACCAAGGGGGGGAAAAAAAGAAGAAGGAAAAAAAAAAGGGAAAAAAAAUCCGGAUCUCAUUACAAGAGCAACAGAGCGUUUGCAGGAGGACUGUCAGCAUGGAAAACCAGGGGAUUUUAGCCAGCUCCCUUUAAACGACAAGGAGAGAUCGGGAAAAGCCCGGCCAAUUCUGGGUAUGGAGAGUGCAAUCACGUUGUGGCAGUUCCUUUUGCAGUUGUUGCUGGACCAGAAACAUGAGCACCUGAUCUGUUGGACAUCCAAUGAUGGCGAAUUCAAGCUACUUAAGGCAGAGGAAGUGGCUAAGCUGUGGGGGCUCAGAAAAAACAAAACAAAUAUGAAUUAUGACAAACUGAGCCGAGCACUCAGAUACUAUUAUGACAAGAACAUCAUCAAGAAAGUGAUUGGACAAAAGUUUGUGUACAAGUUUGUCUCGUUUCCUGAAAUCUUAAAAAUGGAUCCACAUGCCAUAGAAAUCAGCAGAGAGAGCCUUUUGCUGCAGGACAGCGACUGUAAGAUACCUUCUGAGGGCCGAGAACAGCACAAGCAGAGCUUGUCUGUGCUAAAAAGCACAAGCCGUAAUGAAUAUAUCCAUUCUGGCUUGUACUCGUCUUUCACCAUCAACUCUCUACAGAAUCAGCCAGACACUUUCAAGCCAAUCAAAACAGAAAAACUGGAAGAAAAGUCAGAAGGAAACACACCAGUGGAAGAAGUCAGGACUGUUAUAAGAUUUGUGACGAAUAAAACAGACAAACAAGUGAUGAGGCCCAUGGUGUCGCUGCCAUCUACUUCUGAAGCGGCAGCUGCCUCUGCUUUUCUUGCUUCUUCAGUGUCAGCUAAAAUAUCUUCUUUAAUGCUGCCAAAUGCAGCUAGCAUUUCAUCUACUUCACCAUCGUCAUCACGGUCCCCAUCUCUGUCUCCUAACUCACCCCUCCCUUCAGAACACAGGAGCUUCUUCCUCGAGUCCAGUUGCCAUGACUCAGAUUCUCUUGAGCCUCUGAACCUCUCUUCAGGUUCCAAGACAAAAUCUCCAUCUCUUCCCCCAAAGGCUAAGAAACCCAAAGGCUUGGAAAUCUCCGCCCCUCCCAUGGUUCUUUCCAGCACCGAUAUUGGUUCCAUUGCCCUCAACAGCCCAGCACUUCCUUCAGGAUCCCUGACUCCAGCUUUCUUCACUGCACAGACCCCAAAUGGAUUAUUGUUGACCCCAAGUCCACUGCUGUCCAGCAUUCACUUUUGGAGCAGUCUUAGUCCUGUAGCUCCUUUGAGUCCUGCCAGGCUGCAAGGACCAAACACUUUGUUCCAGUUUCCAACUCUCCUGAAUGGUCACAUACCGGUGCCAAUCCCCAGUUUGGAUGGGGGCUCUUCUCCAGUACUGCUUUCUCCAAAUGCUCACAAGUCCUGAUGAUGCCUCCUCAUGUUUUAAGGACACAUUAACUGUUUUAACACACUCAUUCCCAUGGGUUAUUUUUUCCUGUGUCAUGAGAAGGACAUUGUGAAACCCUCAAUUACAUUGGUUGGUUUGCACUUUUCAUUACAUGGAUCAUCUACUUUAUGUUAGCAUUUUUAAGCAAUGAUUUUUAUAUAUAUAUAUAAAAUUCUGUUUUGCAUUAAAUGAAUUAUAAUUUUUUUAUAUCCUAGCUCUCAAGUGUUGAACACUGUUGUUGAUGAAGUACUUUUAAUGGAUUUCAACAAUAUAUCUAAUAAGGAUGUGAAGCUUUUUUAAUCCCUUUUUUCUGCAUAUUAUGUAUUGUGCUUGUGUAAACUAUAACCGGCUGUGCCUUCUUUUUGCAUAAUGUUAUGUAAAUGAUUUAUAUAUUUUCUAGUAUUAAGAUAAAAAGUUGAAAGACGAAACUAGUAUUGAACAACCACCCUAUGGUAGUAUUUCAGUAUUUUUUCCACAGAUAGGCCAUACAACACAGUAUAUUCAUGUAAUUUUGUAUUAAGUGCUUUCAAUUUGUAUAAAAAUAGCCUUAUAAUUUUUCUUUGCUGAAUUGAGAGACCAUAAUAAAUUUUAUAUCCAGGAAAUGCGUUUAGCAGUAACUAAGCCAUAUUUACACAAUGCUGCCCCAAGUUCCUCCCUGGUGUAACUCCACUGAAAUCACUGCAGGUACAUCAGCAAGGAAUUGGGCUUUACGUGUUCAUAAAACAUUCCAAAUUUUUGAAAGCUGGUCUGCAGACAAAGAGGCCUUAUGCAGUAUUUAUUAUUUCUUAUGAAUUGUAGCAAUGAUAGCUGGUAAGACCUUAGGCAGCCUCCAUCCUUGUGGCUGAUGCAGGAUUGUUUCCUAUGGUGUUCACUUUUGCCAAGUGCCUUCUGCCACUUCACUCAGAAGAAUAUUCCAGCUGCUUAGCUCUGUCAGUCAAGUUUUCCCUCAACAGAAAUUGCAGAAUGUUAAAUUAACUUCUGGUGCUUGUGAAGAGACCUAUUGUAUACAUAGACCUGUACAUAUACAAACAUCUAAAGUCUUUGAGAACAGUGGAUUCAUAAAUAACGCUGUAUUGCUAUCUACAUGCAACCAAAAUAUUACUUUAUUAAGUAUGCCCUCUGGCUUUAGGUGAUGGUUUAGUCAUCUAAAUGUCAGGUCAGAACUAGGCUAGACACUCUGGCACCACCGACUCCAAUCUUGGCAGGGCUGAUGCAAACAUUCAGUCAUCUGAGGUAGAUAAAUUAGGUUGUGAGAGUUUACCAUGUGGAUCUUUCACAUGAGACCUUAAAGUCAGGAUCUUGUCAGCUACAUCUGGUCAUUAAAAAGCCCAUAACACUUUUUUAAUGCAAAAUACUGGGGGUUUUGCCCCUUGCAACUAGCCAAAACUCCUAACUCUUGAGUUUUAUGCAGUGAGUUUUGUGCUGAUUAUUUGCCUGGAUGCAAUUCAGUGAUGAUGUAUGUAGUUAAAUGUAAUGUGCUUUUGGAUCCUUCACGUUGAAAGGUGCUAAAUAAACAUUUUAUUAAUGCAGUUGUGAUUGUUGAGAGCCAUUUUUGGGGAUAUUUAUUCAUAAAAAAGCAAGUAGGCAUUUUCCUUAGGAUCCUUGACUAUGCAAUCAGAAGACACGCUUCAGGUUCAAGUAGUCUAAUUAAAUGGAUAAAACCUGCACUAGCACCAGUGAUAUGAGCAAAGCUCUAAGAGUAGGUGAAAGAGAAAAAUCUUAUCAUGCUCUUCUACAUGUAUAGCCAGAAAGGGAGGUGCUUCAAUGAUGGACCAUGGCAAGGAGGAGUGUCUCAUGCAAAAUCUCCAGAUAAUGGGACAAAGAUGGUCACACAACUAGCAGCCUGGAUUGCUGGGUCAGACACAUGAAUAAUCCAAGUGGAAGCAGUGGACAAGAGCUUGCAGGUCAAAUUCUUGUACAUUUAACAUGUUCUUUUUUUAAAUACACGUGGUCUCAAGUACAAAGGACUUUUAAAUUAUAAAUACACAAUCUCCAUGUUCUGGAAAUACUGGAAUCAAUUCUUUCCUUACUGUACACUAAUGUAACCACCUUCUUCAAUGGAAUUAUUUCUGAUUUUUUUUCUGGCAUAGCUCAGGGGAGAUUUAAGCAUCAGUGAAGCAGAUACAUCUCCUUUCUAGUUUAUAUAGUAAAGAUACUCACUGAAAGUAAUAGCUGGAACAUAACACAGAUAAGUAUUAAAAGUGCUCUUAAAUUCCAAACAGCAAAAAAGACAAGUGAGACUGGGAGAGGAGCUGUACUGUUACCGACUCGUGUCACAAACCAGAACAGAUCCCUGUGAAAGAAAAAGAAAUCCAGAUUCUUUUAAGAUUGCAUUUCCUCACAGAUACUGGAUUUACUAAUGACCCGACACCACCAACCUUCUCUGAAAGGACAUCAAGUCAUGUACACUUCCCAAACAGGUUAUUUUUUGGAGUAUAGUUUCACACUUGUCUAACCUAUUAGCUGUUACCUCUUUGUGCUUUACGAAAAAUUCUGAAUUUCUGUUGAAUGUUAUUAACUACUUUAAAUAAAUAAAAACAAAUA